Molecule: messenger RNA, 768 nt
Organism: Aspergillus niger
Lineage: Eukaryota; Fungi; Ascomycota; Eurotiomycetes; Eurotiales; Aspergillaceae
Exons: 2
Coding region: 1-768 (255 amino acids)
Molecular function (GO): oxidoreductase activity
Source: RefSeq, a predicted model, not a curated record
AUGUCCCUCAAAGGUAAAGUCGCCAUUGUCACUGGCGGAGCCCGCGGAAUCGGCGCCGGCAUUGUCCGCAGUUUGAGCGAACAGGGUGCAAAGGUCGCAUUCAACUACGUCUCCCCAUCUUCGCGCAAAGCCGCAGAUGCGCUUGUCGAAUCACUCCGACAAAACAACAAGGAAGCCACUGCAGUUCAAGCCGACAUCACCGACCCAAAUGCCCCGAAUAUGAUCAUACAAGCGGCCCUUGAGGCAUUCCAGACAGACCGGAUUGACAUUCUUGUGAACAAUGCUGGCGCGGGUGAUAACCGGCCCCUGGAGGAAGUAACCAUGGACAGCUAUAUGCGACUAAUGGAUGUCAACGUGCGAGCAGUCGUCUUCAUGACGCAGGCCAUACUUCCAUACAUUCCCCGCGGAGGUCGGAUUAUCAACUUGUCUUCUAUCUCUUCUAGGGGCGGUUACGCCACCCAAUCUGUGUAUGCAGCCAGUAAGGCAGCAGUGGAGGGUCUUACGCGGGUGUGGGCAACAGAGCUGGGCCAUAAGUAUGGAGUGACCGUGAAUGCGGUCAAUCCGGGACCUGUUGAUACAGAUAUGUACCAGGCAGCCGGAGAAGUACAUCUGAAGCGGAUGGAGGAGCAAAACAAGAAGGUUCCAGCUGGGCAGCGAUGUGGAACUGUGCAAGACAUCGGGGAUAUUGUGUCGUUUUUGGCUGAAGAAAGAUCCCGAUGGGUGACAGGCGAUGUGAUAUGUGCUAAUGGUGGGAUGUUGUAUAUCUAG